GCCGCGCAGCAGAUGGGAGGAGCGCCGCGCGUCGCGGAGCCCGGUGGGCGUCCGACGGUCGGCCAGCCCGCGGGAUUCCCGGGAGGUUCGCAGCCUGGCGCCUAUCCGCCCGGCUCGCAGCCUGGCGCGCUUCCACCCAGCUCUCAGUCAAACGCUCACCCGCCUGGCUCUCAGCCUGGCGCCUACCCACCUGGCCAACAUCCAGGCUGUUAUCCGCCCGGAUCCCAGUCCAACUCGUACUCGCCCGUCCCACAGGUGGGCUCCUAUUCGCCCAACUCCCAUUCGAAUUCCCAUCCGCCGACGUCGCUGUCAGAUUCCCACUCGCCCAGUCCGCAGUCCGUCUCUUACCAUUCUAGUCCCCAGCGAGAAGAUUCGCCAUCCAUGUCGCAGCCGGGGACAAUUCCUAUCCACCAGCCGUCUGUGAACCAGAACAGUUUCGAGCCUAUGAAUUUCCAGAGCAGCAUAAUUUCGCCAACCUCCCAGCAGGAUAAUUUACUGCCCAAACUGCACCCUGCCAGCACUCAGCCAAGCAUUUUCUCGUCUAGCUCCCAGCCGAUAAAUUCUCUGUCUGGAAUGUUCCAGCGUGGCCCACAUACCCACCCAUUUCCUCCCGGACCCCAGCCCAACAUCCAGCCGGGCAUGCUUCCACCCGGCCUCCAGCCCCCCAGCAGCCGGCCCAACGUUUCUGCUCCCAGCUUCCCGAGCCCCAGUGGCCAGCCUGUCAUGCAUCCCGUCGGUUCCCAGCUCUCCGGCGGGCCGGGCGGCGUGAUUGCGUCCGGCCCGGCCGAUGGUGGGCCAGCGCCAGUCACCACGGAUGGCGCGCGAGCGUCGAUAGCCGGGCGCGCGCAGCCGCCGGCGGCAGGUGGUCCGUCGACGGCCGGCGCCGGCAGCGGGCCCACGCCGUCCGUCGCCGCCAAGAAACCGCAAAUCAGCGCCGUGGAACGAACGCUCGACAAUUUCUUCGGCAAGACAGACAAGCUGCUAGCCAAGUUUGAUAAAACUUUGACCGAAAAAUUGCUCGACCCGUCACUCACGUCUCAGAACGCGGCGGCGCCAACGCCGGCGCCGGUGGCUAGUGUGCCGGCGCAGCCGAGCAUCCCAGAGCGGGGUCUGUUCACUCAGCUGCAGACCAGCCUUAAGGGGAAGGUGUCGGAGGGUCUGGGCGGUCUGCUCCCGCCGCAGCAGUCGGCACCGCUCCACGGCCUGCACGCCGAUGUGAACCACUCGAUCCAGCAGUCGGCGCAGGCGCUGAGAGCAGCCGAGGGCCGGGCCAGCCCCGCUUUCAGCCGCGCUCAAGUACAAACGGCCGCGCCCACCACUGCCACCGCACUCACAUUGUCCGAUGUCGUCAUGUCUUCCGCGCCGGUGGCGGCCGCUCCCUCUAGCCAGCUCAAUGAGCAGCAGCAGCAACAGAUAUUGCAGCAGCAGCAGCAGCUCUUGGAACAGCAGCAGCAGAUUGCCCACCUGCAGAGGCUGCAGCAGGAACGGGAGCGGGAACUCGUGCUCAGGGCCGAACAGCAAAAGGAGGAGUAUCAAAAGCAACUACAGCUGACGCAGGAGCGGACAAGGGCCUCGCUGGCGCAGGUGUCCUCUGCCCAGCAGCUGGCGACCAGCCCGUCGUCGAGCUUGCCAAAGUCCAAGAUCUACGUGCCGACGCCGCUGGUCGCCGCCGCCGCUGGCAAGGUGCAGCACACAGCGACGGAGCUGCUAUCGUUCCUGAAGCCGUCGGCGGCAGCUGGCGCGGCUACCUCCAGCAGCGUGCCGGUCGCCUCUGCCGCUCCUCCUGCGAACGCCAACGGCCAGCCCCCGGCAGUCGCCGUCGUCGUCGGCAGCGACGCCAGUGGUACGACAUCACCUCCAAAGGUGGAGCCGGGUCGCGACACCGAUUACGAAAACAGGGUAACGCGCCGCAAACGCUUCCUACAGUCGCUGGCGUCGCUGGGCGUCGACAACGACUCGCCUCCGAGUCCGGGCGAGUCGCCGCUGCUGGCGCUCGAGUCGUGCUCGGACCGGCUCGCCACGCCCUCGCCGAUGAGCAGCGUCGGGCGCAUCGACGACGACGCGCUCCCGUGCGAGCGGCCCAGCUCGGCGCCAGAGAUCAAAGCGCGCUCUCAGUUCUCCAACCGGUUCGGCGUGCACAUCCCGGCCGGCUUCCUGGACCUGGCCGAGGACGACCUGGACCUGCGGCCGUCUCGCGCGUCGCCCAGCGCGUCGGCCGGCGUCCGAGGCUCGCGCGACGGCGCCACCAUCCUCUCCUCCUCCAUCAAGUCCCCACGCGUGCGCACCUCUCUGCAGGCGUCGAUGAUCCCGCACCCGCCGGCGACGGCGCCCGCGCCGUCGCUCGACUCCCCCGCGCCGCCGCCUGACUCCCCCUCGCCGCCGCCACGCGAUCCGAGCCACGUGAUUCGCUACUGCGACGUCGAGAGCGACGACGAGAGCGACGGCGAGAGCGACGGCGAGUCGUCGGGCCCCAGCUCUGUGGUGAUGGAGCCCAGCGCCGGCGAGGUGUACACCAUCGUCGAGGAGGAGGAGGAGGUGGGCAGUCCCACGGCCGCCGACGGUGUCUCGCGGCGCAGGACGACAGGGGAGCUGUCGCAGCCGGAUGCGCUCGGCGACGCCCGACAGAGGUCUCAGCUGGUCAGCCAGAGGUCCCUGGAGGGCGCGCGCCCGCCGGACGCCUUGGGGCUGACGUCACAGCCCGGUCACGGAGCAAGCGGCAACGCCCACAGCUCCGCCGGCGGGCCUCCGAGCUCGAUGGGCGCCGCGUUCUCGGCGCUGCAGUCCUCGUCUACGGCCGGUCCGCUGGGGGUGGUGAGCUCGGCCAUCUCGGCGCUGCAGCCCUCAUCCACCGGGGGGCCGCUGAGCGCGGUGAGCUCGGCUCUGUCGGCGCUCCAGGGGCAGACCGCGCCGCGCCAAAGCGCUGCAGCACCCAUCGAUACACGGCCGAACCCCACUGGGCCAAACGACAACAUGGUCCACGCACCAAUGAACAACGCCACUGGAAUGCAGAGGUCUAUGCCCAGGUUCGGCCUGGCGGGCGCGGGCGGCGCAUUCGGGGUUACCCGGCCGCCAGCCAGGGCUACCCUGCUGCGUCAGGCCGCCUUCAACCCGCCGACCUCCAGCCUCCCCACUGCCUCUCAGGGGAACGUGCACGCCACACAGGCGUUCCCGGCCACCUCUCAGGGGUACUCGGCCACCUCGCAGGGCUAUCCCGCCGCCUCGCAGGGCUACCCCACCGCCUCGCAAGGCUACCCCACUGCCUCUCAAGACCACCAGGCCAGCUCGCAGAGCUACCCUCCAAACCAGCAGGGCCACCCGAUGGCCGCCGCGGACGGGUUCGCUGCGGCAUCUCAGCCCUUCUCCGGUCCGACUGCCGCGUACCCUGGCGCGGCUCAGGGGUACCCGUACCCCGAGCCGUCUCAGGGCUACCCGGGGCAGACGCCACACGCUGGCUCUGCGUUCGGACCCGGCGCGCCUCUCAACGGACCCACGCACCACCAGCUCGGCAACAGCGGACAGCAGCUCCAGAGGCAGCAGCUGUCGCACGCUCAGCAAAACGAGAAUAUGCUUAACCGAAAUGUUCAGGCGGCGACCAUGGCGGGCCAAGCACUGCCGACCUACCCGCCAGUCACCAUGGCGCCGGGCAUGCUGACGCAGGCGCCGCAGCACAUGAUGAACAGCGCCGGCCGGCCGCCGGCCAGCAGCGCCAGUCAGGGCCCGUCCAUCAGCGGCAUGCUGGCCGACUUCAGCCGCGCGCUCG
Molecule: messenger RNA, 3760 nt
Organism: Pollicipes pollicipes
Lineage: Eukaryota; Metazoa; Arthropoda; Thecostraca; Pollicipedomorpha; Pollicipedidae
Product: proline-rich protein 36
Exons: 7
Source: RefSeq, a predicted model, not a curated record